Symbiodinium pilosum is the source of this 162-nucleotide messenger RNA. The record is from the annotation of a GenBank genome assembly. NCBI's taxonomy places the organism in Eukaryota, Dinophyceae, Suessiales, Symbiodiniaceae.
GGGUUCGCAGUUAACCCCGGCACGCUCAAGCGUAUUGGGCUACCUCGGCCCCAGACCAACGAGGAAGUGCUGCGCGUGGAAGAGGGCGAUUUGUUGGAGUUCGUGCGAACGACCUACUUUGGUCCCGGAAGUGCAGCAGCUGCUCGUGAGGUUGUCCAACAA